UGUGACAUUUCUACCAGCGAAGACCGUUCUUGUGUUUCUCUGAGGUGGUGGAUUCUGCCAAACAGUCGCUAACUGCAGUGUAGCAUGAUAGCCAAAGUUCGUCGUUAGCUAACCUGCUGUGCUAACAAAGAGCAAAAAUGUCAAAGAUAGACAAGAUGAGCAUCCUGGGGGUGAGGAGCUUUGGGAUUGAGGAUAAAGACAAGCAAGUCAUCUCUUUCUUCACUCCUCUGACAGUUCUGGUUGGACCUAAUGGAGCAGGAAAAACGACUAUUAUUGAAUGCCUUAGGUAUGCGACAUCAGGAGAACUUCCCCCAGGAUCUAAAGGAGGUGCUUUUGUUCAUGAUCCAAGAGAUGCCCACGAGACAGAUGUGCGAGCACAGAUUCGACUCUUAUUCACAGAUGUCAAUGGAGGGAAAGUAUGCAUCCAUCGCUCCAUGUCCUGCACUCAGAAAGCAAAGAACUACACCUUCAAAACCUUAGAGCAGGUCAUUACGAGAAUGAAAGAUGGUGAGAAAGUGAGCUUGUCCGCUAAGUGUGGUGAGCUGGACCAGGAGAUGAUUUCUGCAUUGGGCGUAUCGAAGCCUGUGUUGAAUCACGUCAUCUUCUGUCACCAAGAAGAGUCUAACUGGCCACUUAGCGAGGGCAAGGCGCUCAAAGACAAGUUCGACUCCAUAUUCGCUACAACCAAGUAUAUCAAAGCUCUGGAAACGAUGCGUCAGCUGCGUCUCAAACAUGCUCAGACAGUCAAAGAGUGUCAGGUGGAGCUGCGCUACCUGAAGCAGAACAAAGACAAAGCCCAACAGAUUAGAGACACCUUGGCCACCAAGGAGGCUCAGCUGAUGGCCUCAAAAGACAGCAUCCAGCAGAUAGAGAGACAGAUCGAUCCACUUGAGAAUGGGCUGAUGGAUAUUGACACAAAACUUGGGAAAGUAAUGAAACUGGACAAUGAUAUCAAGGCUUUAGACAGCAGGAAAAAACAGAUGGAAGAGGACAACAGAGAGCUGGAGGAAACAAUGGAACAGGUGUUCCAGGGUUCAGAUGAAGAGCUACAAGAGAUUUAUCAGAACCACCAGAGAACAGUGAGGGACAAGGAGAGGCGGCUGACAGACUGCCAGAAGGAGCUGGAGAGAGCUGGACGAGAGUGUCAGAGACUCAACAGAGUCAAGGCUGACCUCCUGGUUGAACAAGGCCGUCUACAGCUGGAAGCUGACCACCACACUGAAAACAUCAAGAACCGUGAUGGUCUGGUUCGCUCUUUGUCAUCCUAUCUGGAGAUGGAAGGUUACGACCGGACACCUUUCAGCACUCUUCAGCUUGAGAGUUUUCAUCGCCACGUCACACAGAGACUGGAGCAGGAAAAAGAGACCGUCAGUCAGGUUAUGGCGGACCUGCAGGAAAAGGAGCGACAGAAGCAGCAGUCAAUUGAUGAAAUGAGAGAUAAGAAGAGUGGCCUGGAGAGAACAGUGGAGUUGAAGAGAGACCUGCAGGGAAAGAAGCAACAAGAACUGAGGAACGUCAGGGCGGACCUGCAGAGGCUCGAGGGUUCUUCUAAUAGACUGCAACAACUAGAAAAUGAAUUGGCUAAAGCGGAGCGCGAGCUUCAGAGCGCCGUUCAGAGCUCCAACAUGGAUGAGCUGAAGGCUGAGGUUGUGGAGCUCCAGAGAGAAAAGACCGAACUCGACCGCACACAGAGGCAACUCGAUCAAGAGAUGGAGACGCUCAACACACACACAACUGCACGCACACAGAUGGAUAUGCUGAAAAAGGACAAGACAGAGAAAGAAGAGCAAGUACGGAAGAUCAAGUCUCGUCACAGCGAGGAUCUGGUCUCCCUGCUGGGCCACUUUCCCAACAAGAGACAGCUGGAGGACUGGAUCUAUGCCAAGUCCAAGGAAAUCAACGGCACCAGGGACAGACUAGCAAAACUCAAUAAGGACUUGGCAUCAGGUGAGCAGAAUAAAAGCCACAUCGCUGCUGAGCUGCGUAAGAAGGAGCAGCAGUUAGCCGGUGAUGAAGAAAAGUUCUUCAAUGUGUGCGGCAGUCAGGAUCUGGAGCAGGACCUGGGCAAACUGCAAGAGGAUCUGGAGAAGAUAUCCAAACAAAGAGCUAUGCUGGCUGGAGCCACAGCGGUGUACACUCAGUUCAUCAGUCAGCUGACAGAGGAGAGGGAGCCCUGCUGCCCUGUAUGCCAGCGAACGUUCCCCUCCGAGUCUGACCUGCAGGAAGUUAUCAGCGACAUGCAGUCUAAACUACGCCUGGUGCCGGACAAACUGAAAAACACAGAGCAGGACCUGAAGAGGAAAGAGAGGAAGAGAGAUGAGAUGAUAUCUCUCAGACCUGUAAGGCAGUCCAUUGUGCAAUUUCAGGAGAAGGAGUUGCCUGAGUUGAGAAACCGUCUCCAGGCUGUGAAUAGAGAAAUUGAGAGGCUGAAGAAUGAUGUAGAGGAGCAGGAAACUCUGCUUGGUACCCAGAUGUCUGAGGAGGAAACAGCUAAGGCCUGCCUGCAAGACAUAUCUCUGAUGGACAGAUAUCUGAUGGAUCUUAAAGAGGUGGAGAGGAAAAUCGCUCAGCAGUCAGCCAAACUCCAGGGAGUAGACUUGACCAGAACCGUCCAGCAAGUCAGUCAGGAGAAACAAGAAACUCAGCACAAGCUAGAUACCACUUCCAGCAAGAUGGAGCUGAAACGUAAGCUGAUCCAGGACCAGCAGGAGCAGAUUCAAAUGCUGAAAAGUACAGUGAACGAGACAAAAGCAGAGAAGCUUCAGCUGAGCAGUGACAUGCAGAAACAGCAGCAGCUGGAGGAGCAGUGUGUCGAGUUCACCACAGAGAUACAGGCCUUAACCAGGGACAUCAGGGAGGCAAAGGAACAGCUGUCCCCUCUGUCUGCUGCUCUGGAGAAGCUGCAGCAGGAGAAAGAAGAGCUGGUGGAGCGCAAGAGGCAGAGGCAGGAAGAAGGGCAGGAGAAGAUCAAUUCCAUCAAAGAGAGAAUAAAGGGGAUCAACAUCUUGGAAAGAAACAUCACUAAAUAUGUGGAUGAAGGAAAAGACGAAUACAAAGAGCAAAAAGAGUCCGAACUUCAAGAAACCAACACUCAGCUACAUGAGGCUGAGAAGCAUAAAGAGAAAAUUAACAAGGAGAUGGGAACCAUCCGUCAGGACAUUGACACUCAAAAGGUCCAGGAGCGCUGGUUACAGGACAACCUGACUUUGAGGAAGCGUGUGGAGGAGUUAAAGGAUGUUGUGGCCAAACGUGAGGCUCUUAUGAAAGACAUGGGCAACAUGCAGGUCUUGCAGCUACGCCAAGAACGUCGUGAAGCAGAACGUAAGCUGGAAGACUUGAAAAAGAACCGCAGCAUCGCACUGGGACGCCAGAAAGGCUUUGAGGAGCAGAUAAUGGAGCACAGAAAAGAGCUGCGAGAAGAUCAGUACAGCAAAGCUGAUAAACUCUACACAAACAAGAUGAUUACAAUGAGGACCACAGAGCUGGUCAUCAAAGACCUGGAUCUCUACUACAAGGCUCUAGAUCAAUCCAUCAUGAAAUUCCACAGCAUGAAGAUGGAUGAGAUCAAUAAGAUCAUCAGAGAUCUGUGGCGCAGCACCUACAGGGGUCAAGAUAUCGAGUAUGUGGAGAUCAGGUCCGAUGUGGACGAGAAUGCUUCUGCUGGAGUGAAGCGAAGGGUUUACAACUACAGAGUAGUGAUGGUGAAAGGAGACACGGCUUUAGAUAUGAGAGGACGUUGCAGUGCCGGUCAGAAGGUGUUGGCGUCUCUCAUCAUCCGUCUAGCUCUGGCAGAAACAUUCUGUCUGAACUGUGGCAUCCUGGCCCUGGAUGAGCCCACCACAAACUUGGACCGGGAGAACAUUGAGUCACUGGCACACGCCCUUGUAGAAAUCAUCAAGAGUCGCUCUCGGCAGCGUAACUUCCAGCUGCUGGUCAUCACCCACGACGAGGAUUUUGUGGAGCUGCUGGGGCGCUCAAGCUACAUUGAACACUUCUACCGUAUCCGUAAGAACCAGGACCAGAACUCUGAAAUCUCCAAGUGCAGCAUCAACUCACUCUCAUCCUAUCUCCACUGAGCAGACAAGUCACUCUAUGGACUCCUUUUGAAUGCACAGUAAUGCUUUAUCUUUUUGCUCUCGUGUUUAGUUUAGUUUUCAGACAGCAUGAAGAAAAUCCCCGUUCUGAUCAAUCUACUAACUGUCUACAAAGUUCACUGAUAUGAACAUUACUUAGCAGUCCCAACCAAAGAGACGUGCGUUCUCUACGUUCUGCUGUUAUGGUAUGGCACUAAAAUGUUGGAGUUAAACAAGUGUGAUUGCAUUUAUAGAUAUGAAACUAAAGAAUCUUCGGCAUUGUCAUUUUUUGGAUGGUAUUGGUGUUUGUAGUCUUCACAAAGUGGUUAUCAGGUGGUUCUGUUAUUAAAUUUCUUUUUGAAACACUGA
Acanthochromis polyacanthus (spiny chromis) is the source of this 4442-nucleotide messenger RNA. It is a transcript of the gene rad50, whose product is annotated as RAD50 homolog, double strand break repair protein. The record is from RefSeq and is a predicted model, not a curated record. Gene Ontology annotation, biological process: chromosome organization involved in meiotic cell cycle; telomere maintenance via recombination; double-strand break repair. The coding region runs from base 138 to 4076 and encodes 1312 amino acids. Gene Ontology annotation, molecular function: single-stranded telomeric DNA binding; G-quadruplex DNA binding; ATP hydrolysis activity. The transcript is spliced from 28 exons. NCBI's taxonomy places the organism in Eukaryota, Metazoa, Chordata, Actinopteri, Pomacentridae. Gene Ontology annotation, cellular component: condensed nuclear chromosome; nucleus; Mre11 complex.